ACGGUCCAAGUGGAUACUUGGCUCUGAAUCGAAUGGCUCGCGGCCGAUUCAAGCUUUUCCACAACAUGACCGGAGACGUUUUUACUCUAUUUGUCGUAAUCAGCCUGACCGCUGCACAGCUCCAAGCAUUCUUCAACACGACGGCGCAGCCAAUUAAUUCCAACUUCACCUGCGCCGGCCGCCCGACUGGCUACUACGCCGACGUACCGUCGAACUGCAGAAUUUACUACAACUGCGAUGACCAGGGUAAUAAGUUUUCUUAUCUCUGUCCGGAGAUGACCGCCUUCCGACAAGAGGCUCUGAUCUGCGAUCACGCGUACCUCGUUGACUGCCAGGCGGGAGUUCGGCUCGGCAAAAUGGUCCACGAACCUUCAGCCGAGUCAGAAUCCAUCUCAACCAUGACGCAGCCUAGUCGAUGGAUGACGGGUAAUCUCUACCGCAAUUUUUCUUCCAAGAAUAACUCAACGGUCGGUAAAGAGGUCAGUACUGGGCGCUUCCAUUUUGGUACAGUCAAUUCACCCGAGCGCUCUAACAAUUCGAACGUGGUUCCAAACUGGGCGGACGAUCAGAGGAUGAAGCAGGUUUCAAGCACGGAAAGUUUUUCAGGGGACAAAUACAGAGUAUAUAAUAAAUCCCCCUUCGGUUACCAGAGGCUCAACGUCAGCGAGAACUGGCAGAGCGACCGCCAGCAGACGUUCUCCAAUCUGCCCACCGAAGCUCGAUUCGGGACCCACUUCGAAAAACUGAUAAAGAGCAAGCAAGUAUAUCCUCGAGAUGGAUCAGGCGAAGAUCAGUUCACUGUGAACUCGAAAGAACAGCACAUCGAGUCUACCACGUCACGUUCCGGCUUCGGAUAUCCGCGGACCACGGAAUCUCACUUCAGUUUCCAAAACAGCAAUUAUCCUCGCUGGGACAAAGUGGGUGCCAAGUCCACUCAGAAUCCUGGCCGACCGUCCACGACGACCCCGACAACGCCAUUGACCUCGGGAUUUCCCCAACGCGAUUAUACCGCAUCCUUGAAACCGCUUGUCCCCAACGUCCUGGAGGACGAUCCUUAUUACCCGACUGAAACCGGGACAACAACGGAAAUCUACUUCACUCCCAGUGAAAAUAACGACGUACUACCACGAGCCUUGACUGCUCCGAACUUUCAACCCCCUCUUGUUGGCGUGUACUUCAAGGUACCCGAUGUGUGGCCAGACCUCAAUACUAUCGACGAUAUCGUAGAUCGAAGAAAACUUUUCUACAUACCAAGAACCAAUAACUUCUCAUAAUUAUUGCAAAGUUCGCUCACUGAUUAAGGUUUCCAUAAAUCGUCAGUAAUUAAUUUUAAAUCACCAAAUAUUCUCACUUGCAAUAAUACAAGCGCAAUAUCAAAAUAAUCCAUCAGUGUUAUCAUCGAACCACAUAAGCUCAGCUCAAUUACUGUGAAUACUUUAGGGUGCUCAAUUUUUGUACAUACAUGCACAGUCUCAUUUGUUCAAUUAAAUAAAUUACUUAUCGCCAAAA
This is a messenger RNA of Diprion similis, 1509 nucleotides long. RefSeq lists its product as uncharacterized. NCBI's taxonomy places the organism in Eukaryota, Metazoa, Arthropoda, Insecta, Hymenoptera, Diprionidae. Gene Ontology annotation, cellular component: extracellular region. The transcript has 2 exons. Gene Ontology annotation, molecular function: chitin binding. The record is from RefSeq and is a predicted model, not a curated record. The coding region runs from base 33 to 1274 and encodes 413 amino acids.